AUGACGUGGCUGGCCCUCAGACCAGCCGCCUUUGCGCGGGUGCCAGCUGCAACGACGUGCCGGCCAGGUCCACGAUUCUAUUCCGGCGCAACGACCGGCGCCGGGCGCGUCUCGGACCCGCUCCGGAUCCUCUUCUGCGGCUCAGACGACUUCAGCUGCGCGGCGCUGACCGCGCUAACCGUGGAAAGGAAGAAGAACCCGAGACUAAUUGAAUCGCUGGAAGUCGUUGUUCGGCCGAGCAAGCCAUCGGGGAGAGGGAUGAAAAAUGUUCGUGAGGUUCCGUUGAAGACCCUCGCUCAGCAACUCAAGUUACCAAUUCACGUGAGAGACACAUUUACCAAGUGGCAGCCGCCCAAGGAUUUCAAUCUCAUCAUUGCCGUCUCCUUUGGCCUCUUCGUGCCACCGAGAUUACUCAAGAUGGCAAAGUAUGGAGGAUUGAACGUUCACCCGUCACUCCUUCCAGACUUCCGCGGCCCCGCGCCCCUCCAACAUACGCUCCUGCAAGGGCGCACUCACACAGGCAUCACGCUUCAAACCCUGGACCACAGGAACUUUGAUCAUGGUGACAUUCUCGCCCAGACACCGUUGCCAGGCUUCCCGAUCCCGGAGAAAUGCAGCACGCAGGAGCUCCUCGACAUUGUCACGCCGCAGGCUGCCGAGAUGCUCGUCGACGGCCUACGUCAAGGUCUCCACGUCCCUCCGUACGUGAGCGUCAGUCGGACAGCUGCCAUCCAGGACUUCCGGAACAUAUUCAAAGAACCUCCGCACGCGCCCAAGAUCACAAACCAAGACCGCAAGAUUUCUUGGUCGAAGUGGACCGCCGACGAAAUCGCGACGCGGCAGCGCGUGCUGGGCGGCGCAUGGUCCUCUGCGGUUUACCGUACCAGGGAGAAAGAGCAGAGGAUCAAGUUAGGACGGGUAGACGCCGUAUGCCUCGAGGAUAUGCCGGAGCACAUCAAGCAGUAUACCAGACGACUGAGAAUGUAUAAAAAAGCCAGAGGAAUUGCUGACAGUAGGAUACCGAAGGACGAUAAAAAUGUGAAGCUCAUCAAUUGGGUUGUAGGGAUAAAAGAUGGGAGUUGGGAAGUGCUUCGAACUCCCUUCUUUGAGCACGAGGACCGGAAAAGCAUUUUGAUUCCCAUUAUCGAGGGCGACAAGUUACUCAAAGUGGAGACUAUGAUUGUUGAGGGCUCCGCGGAACGGCCUGCUGCGAGCGCGAUCAAGAGCUUUGCCGUAGAAGGAGAGAAUUACGAUGACGGUUCUACAGGAGAAUGGCGCCGGGAUUAG
This is a messenger RNA of Colletotrichum godetiae, 1287 nucleotides long. Its product is annotated as formyl transferase. The coding region runs from base 1 to 1287 and encodes 428 amino acids. Gene Ontology annotation, molecular function: methionyl-tRNA formyltransferase activity. The transcript is spliced from 4 exons. The record is from RefSeq and is a predicted model, not a curated record. Gene Ontology annotation, biological process: biosynthetic process; conversion of methionyl-tRNA to N-formyl-methionyl-tRNA. Gene Ontology annotation, cellular component: mitochondrion. NCBI's taxonomy places the organism in Eukaryota, Fungi, Ascomycota, Sordariomycetes, Glomerellales, Glomerellaceae.